This is a messenger RNA of Alosa alosa (allis shad), 1566 nucleotides long. RefSeq lists its product as uncharacterized. The record is from RefSeq and is a predicted model, not a curated record. The transcript is spliced from 7 exons. Bases 170 to 1018 code for a protein of 282 amino acids. Lineage: Eukaryota; Metazoa; Chordata; Actinopteri; Clupeiformes; Clupeidae. Gene Ontology annotation, molecular function: oxidoreductase activity.
UGCGACAGCUGAACAACCUCUGCUGGAUCUUGCGUUAUGCGUAAUGAUAACAGUUUGCGUUCUGGAAAUUUCCUGCCAUUAAAAAUGACUAUUUCAUAACAUCCCAUUUGAACAAUAUCGAGGUUACCCUGUUGUAAAAUCCAAGCAAUAUAUAGGCUCUGCCAAUAAGAUGCUGUGUUGUCCCACAGUUACUCUCUCCAAUGGAUUGGAGUUACCGAUACUCGGUCUGGGGACUUCGCAUAAUGGUGGAUACUCUCACGAAGCGGUUGUUUACGCACUACAGGAGUGUGGUGUGAGGCACAUUGACACAGCUAAACGCUAUGGUUGUGAAGAAUACCUGGCGAAAGCUGUCCGAGAGAGCGGGGUCCCACGCCAGGAUGUGUGGUUGACAACCAAGUUAUGGCCUGGGGACUAUGGCUAUAGCAACACCAAACAGGCUUGCAGAGCAUCAUGUGCCAGGUUGGGAGUGGAGUACCUAGACUUAUACCUGAUGCACUGGCCUGACUGCAUGGUUCCCGGUCGAUCCAAUAGGGAGAUGAGAGCAGAAACAUGGAGGGCCCUGGAGGAGCUUUAUGAUGAAGGUUUGUGCCGGGCCAUAGGAGUUAGCAAUUUUCUCAUUCCCCAUUUGGAGGAGUUGAAGGAGGACUGCAGUAUAGUGCCCCAUGUCAACCAGGUUGAGUAUCACCCUUUUCAGCAGCCUGAGGAGAUUGUACAGUACUGUCAACAGCAGGGGAUCGUGUUUGAGGGCUACUGCCCCCUGGCCAAGGGCCAGGCUCUCAGUCAUCCUACUAUUCUCAAGAUGGCUGACAAAUAUGAGCACACCCCUUCCCAAAUUUGUAUACGCUGGAGCAUACAGAAUGGAGUUGUCACAAUCCCCAAGUCCACCAAGAAGAAGAGGAUUCUGGAAAACUGUAAUAUCUUUGGAUUUUCCCUCACAGAAGAGGACAUGGCAUCCAUCAGAAGACUAAACUGUAACAAAAAACUGAUUCACUUGAGUUACCCUGUCUGGAAAGGAUAACCUCAUUCUUCUCCAUUUAUGAACCUUAUUACAAAUAGAAAAUUACUACUGCGGGUCAUUUCACAGGAAACAAAACAAGUUAAUCUCAGCACAAUCACACUCUGAUAUUCAGAGCAAUGGAUGAAUGAGUUUUCCUUCAUAAAGUUUUUUUUUUAAAUAUCAAUUGAUUUUACCAUCAUGUUUUAAAAGUUAUGUGCAAAAGAUGCCACUGAAGUGUAAGACUGACAAAGCUAUUCAAAUGUCUGACAACCUCUCAAUGGAGUUUGACGCACAUCUCUGUACCUCAUGUAGUGUUUGUGUAUGCGGACUGCCAGAGGUUCUUACAGUGCCGUGUUUAUGCAGUGCAUUGUUUUUUUUAGUUUUUUUUUUUUAAAUAUGCAGCCCAGUUCAAAAAUGUGCUUCAAAUAAAACUUUAACUGAGGGUCAAAGUUUGGUUAAAAGCAACACCAAAGAGUUUUUUGUACCUUAAAAUAAUGUUUCCAAAAUAAUUUCAGUGGCUCAUCAACUCGUAACAGGGUGAACGGCAAUUCUGCAUUCGCGGCCCUCUA